UCCCGUUAACGGUCGAUUCCGGUCCGCGUAUUUUUACGUGGACUUCACGGCAUUGCGUCACGUUGAUGAAUUUGUAGAGAUGCUACCGAGAGGCGCAUCUGUCCGCUUAUGAUAAACAAAUCUGCGCCAGUCACUCAAAUAUGCGCAAGAAUGACCGGUAACGGUUGGUUUAAAGACGCGGUAUAUUAAAGAAAACACCGAAGUGGAUCACGUCAGGGUGUGUGUGUGUGUGUCGCUGGGCCCGCUGAGCCCAUGGCGGGUCCCGCAUUCACGGGAGCGCACGGGACCUGGAUCACAUCCCGGUUACGGGAGGACGCGUCAUCUUCUUCAUCGUUAUCAUCGUCAUCGUCCGCAGAGAAACCGCGCAAACGGAGAGCCUUUAACCUGGUCAGACUGCGGCAGCCCACCGCCUCCGGUAACAACAACACGCCGUUUGUGAUCUCCGGUCAUAUCAAGCACAUCUGCAGUAACUGCAGCCGCGGGAAUGACAUCCGGGACGCAGAGGGUGCCGAGCGUCUGGCGGCGAUGCGCUCCGAUUCGCUGGUUCCCGGGACGCACACGCCACCGAUCCGCAGACGCAGCAAACUGGCCAGUCUGGGACGACUCUUCAAACCGUGGAAAUGGAGAAAGAAAAAGAGCGACAAGUUCAAGCAGACGUCUGCAGUGCUGGAGAGGAAGAUGUCGACGCGUCAGAGCAGAGAAGAGCUCAUCAAGAGAGGCGUGCUGAAGGAAGUGUGCGAGAAAGAGGAGGUCAGCGUUGACGUGUGUGUGAGUGACCUGGACAGACAGACGAGAAUCAGUCCAGUAUCAGAGUCUGCAGACGCCAAUGUCACAGUGACAGUGUCUGGUGAAACUGUGGCGUGUCUCUCGGAUCUCGUCCCAAAGCCAUCUCAAGCCCCGCCCUCUGUGAAGCCCAUGCUGUUGCCUAGCGACAGCGCUGACAUCACUCACGUGAGGCCGUCGUCGCUGAAACAGCCUCCUGCCUUACCGCCGAAGCCAUACAGCAGGAUACCCAACCAUCUCACAGAGACGCUGGCUCGACUGUCGCCGCCCCUUCCUCCAAAGAAAGUGAUAAUAUGUGAGCCGGGGCCCUCAUUUCCCCUCAAAUGCCUACCGUCCCAGGGCUCGCACGCACACACACACACACUCACACACAUGCACCCGCAUUCUGUACUGCAGGCGGUGCCAUCUGUCCUGAUGGAGAUGGAAGAGGAGAAGGAGAACAGAGAUUCAAUGCACCAAACUCCUGCCAACACACACACACUCAUCACACACACCUUCAGCAUGCACGAGGAAGAGGAUGAGGAAGAGGAGGAUGAUGAUGACUCGCUGUUUACAAGUAAGAUAUCUGGCGGGAAAUACAGCAUUCGUCUGAGCCAGAGGCCGUCAGCAGAAGAGCUGGAGCAGAGGAACAUCCUCAAACCACGGAACGAGCAGGAGGAGCUGGAGGAGAAGCGCGAGCUGAAGAAACGGCUCUCCAGGAAGUUGAGUCAGAGGCCCACCGUGGAGGAGCUCAGAGAGGCCAAGAUUCUCAUCCGCUUCAGCGAUUACGUGGAGGUGGCAGAAGCUCAGGACUACGACCGGCGUGCAGACAAACCCUGGACCAGACUCACUGCUGCUGAUAAGGCUGCCAUACGCAAAGAACUCAACGAGUUCAAAAGCACGGAGAUGGAGGUGCACGAGUCCAGUCGACAUCUAACCAGGUGAGCAAACACACAAACACAUCAGUGUCUGACACGAGUCUGCCGUUAGAACAAGGCUUUUGUCCCCCAAAUAAUGAAGGCAAUAUUAUUAGCCAAUUCCUAAUACUGAUAAUACAGGCAUUAUUCACUUCAGAAGAAAUUGAGUAACUUUUGUUUUUAUGCUUUUUUUUUUUUACACCCUUUUUG
Sinocyclocheilus anshuiensis is the source of this 1889-nucleotide messenger RNA. Its product is annotated as phosphatase and actin regulator 1-like. NCBI's taxonomy places the organism in Eukaryota, Metazoa, Chordata, Actinopteri, Cypriniformes, Cyprinidae. The transcript has 11 exons. Gene Ontology annotation, biological process: stress fiber assembly; cell motility. Gene Ontology annotation, molecular function: actin binding. The record is from RefSeq and is a predicted model, not a curated record. Bases 253 to 1707 code for a protein of 484 amino acids.